UACAACCGCAGGGGGCAUCGGGAUUGAUAGGGAUGUUUCCAUCAUGGCGGCAUCCAUUUCAGGUUAUACUUUUAGUUCUGUGUGUUAUCACAGCGCCAACAGCAACUCAGAUCAUGAGGGCUUCCUAUUAGGAGAGGUAAGGCAAGAAGAGACUGUCAGCAUCAGUGACACACAGAUCAGCAGUGCAGAAUUGCUCCAAGUAGUAGAAAUCCAUAACCAUGAUCCUUGUGCACAGUUGUUUAGCUUUUAUGACUACGCAGGCAAAAUCAAUGAAGAAACUCUCAACAGCAUUCUUAAAGAUAGGCGGAAAAACGUCAUUGGUUGGUACCGGUUCCGGAGGAACACGCAACAGCAGAUGUCGUUCAGGGAACAGAUCAUCCACAAACAGCUGACUCAGCUGCUUGGUGUGCCCGACCUUGUCUUCCUUCUUUUCAGCUUCAUCUCCACCGCCAACAGCUCCACGCACGCACUGGAGUAUGUGCUCUUCAGGCCUAACAGCAGUAGGUACAACCAGAGGAUCACCCUCACAAUCCCAAAUCUUGGCAACACAAGCCAGCAGGAAUACAAAGUCUCCUCAGUGCCCAACACCUCACUCAACUACACCCAGGUCAUCAAAGAGCAUGGGGCGGAGUUCUUUGACAAAGAUGGUGUGAUGAAGGAUAUCCGAACAAUAUUCCAAGUCUACAGUGCACUACAAGAUAAAGUGCAGGCUGUGUGUGCGGAGGUAGAACAAAGCGAACGUGUGAAGGAAAAAAAUCAAGAGGAUGUGAACAAACUUAAACAACAAAUCGCUCUCAGGAAACGCAAGACGGCAGAAGAAGAGAGAAGGCUCCGUGAGGCCCAAAAUGCCGACUCCCAUUCCACUCCGGAGGAGAACACAGAACCUUCUGAGACGUCCCCUCUGUCCAGGAUAACUUUCCACACACCCUCUGCUCCGGAGCGGCCCAGUACCUCACCUAACCCCCCAUCGUAUGCUGACCUCUUGUCCCAGGAUGACUCUCUGCUCUCCUCUUCUUCCCCACCUACUAGUGCUGCUCUACUGCCCCGGCCCCAAGCUGUGGGCUCUCCGGGACACCCUACCCCUAGCCCACUGGGGAUGGGCCUCGGGCUCGGCCUGGGCGCAAGCUCUAAUCCUGUCACCACUCCCAGCACCCCGUACCUUGGCAAUGGUGACGGAUCAAGCUCUGACUCGUUAGACAGACAAGCUGCAGGGCAGGAAGACGAUGAAGACGACGAUGACGAGGAAGACGAAGACGAGGACAGUAGCGAAUAUGAGAACUUAGUGAGCGAAGCCGCUCAUCUGCCAUUGGUCUCUGCCAGCGUUUUAGCGCAAGGCCGACCAGCUGCCCUUAGUCCUGACGGGGACGCUCGUGGCUCACAGACCACAUAGAAACACUCAGGGUGUGUAUGGGACACGAAUAAGUGACGCACCUUGAGAUUUGGGCAUCUCAAGCAAUCAAAGAUAGACAAAUAUAGACAAAAGAAGUGCCAGUCCUGAAAGUGAAAGGCAUGCACAGGUGGUGUCUCGCUGUGAGUAUUUCUUCCUGUCUUAGACUGAUCUCCAUUUUAAGGGGAAACAUUGCUAGGCUUUGCAGGCUUAACAGGUGUGUCUCACUGGGGGGAAAAAGUCGUCUGUUUUCAUUUUCUUUCUUUUUGGAAUGGGGUCGGUCUGGGUACUUCAGUGUAGAUGUGUCUGGUUUCAGAGUCGGAAGUGAACGUUGCAACAAAAUUUAUGCCAACUGGUUGGCAAGCUGGCUCCCUAGGAGAUAGGCCCUUCUCAAUGCUUUCCUUUUCUUUUUGUUUCACGUUUGCAUCACCAACUCUGAGCACCCACACCUGCAUUACCUCUUGCACUAUUAUUUUUUCGGCCUUCUCUUAAACAAACCAUCUAAGAAAAGUAAUGGGGAAAAUGUCCUGCAGCCUUCAAACAAUUUUUAAAAUGAAGUCGGCAAAUGGUAACUUUAUUUUUUAAUUUGAAGAUAGAGAUGUAUAUGUAAGUAGAAUUUCUUUAACAUGCACAUUGAUUUUGGACAUUUUAUUUUCCAUGUUCCACAGUCUUAAAUUAAUUAAGUUAGUUGCCUAUUUGAAUGGUAGAUUUCGAACAAAAUUUACUCUGCCACUUCUAUAAUGGGUGCUUUAUAUAUACAUAAAUAUAUAUAUAUAUUUUGUCUGAUUGACAGUAAAUCUAAUUUGAUUGACAAGAAUGUCGAUGUCUUGCUCCUCUUGGAUAACACUGAAAUUGUAUGCGCUUUGCUGCACUUAACAAAAUUUAAGAUUUCUUUAUUAUUGUGCUAUACCAAUGCUGUCAUGUUGUGCCACUUGAGUAGUCCUCUUUGACCACCCUGAGCCGAACUCAGCUCAGCUUUUGUGCGUUGUAUGGGGUUCACAGGGCAAACACAAUGUACUGUAGCUUUACUAACCAGAUGCUUAAGGUUCCCUUUCUGCUGCUGCAACAUAGAGAGCUACCACUAAAAAAAAAAAACUGCAUCUGUCUGUUCUUCUUCACAUAAAAACCUGGCUGCUACUUCUUCUUUACAGUGCUGGUUGUCUUCAAUACUACUGACCGUGAUCAUAUAACCACUUCAAGCUCACUUCUCACUGACUUGUUCUCUAUUAAAGUCCUAAUGGAAGGCUGAUACCCCCUGUAGUGUGUGAAUUGUAACUUUGGGAACAGAGAGCGAGCGAUCACCUUCCUGUCUUGGCAUAGUUGACAGCAGACCUCAUGUAUUCUGACCUGGUUGGGUCAAUGUUACGUGUAUGGACCUGGAUAAUGUGAUAAAAACAACAUGACCUUGCUUCAGUAUACAGUGCCUUCCACUCAGGGCAGUUUCUGUCUGCACACAGAACACAUUCACAGAUCUUUCUUGAGGGGUAAAGUUAUAAAAAAUGGUGUUGUGUUUGCAAUAAUGGACUUCCAGCUUCUUUUUUCCCCCUGCAGUUAUAUGCCUCUCUUUCCAUGAUGCGUUUUGUCUACCUGAAACAAUCUUCACUGCUUCCUAAAGCUGUUUUUCCCUUUUUUACUUUCACUGACGACUUCUAAGUGGACCUUGAGAUAUCAUGGUUGCAGCUGUGACUUUGCUUGCUUUAUUAUUUGAAACUGGAAUUAUAACUGUAAGUCAGAGGGAAUCUGCUCUUGGUAACUGACACUUCCUUCAAGGCAGAGUUGGUGAUCAUGAAUGACAUGCAGAUGACAUUUUUUUUUUAAAACAUCUGGCCCUUUUGAAGACGACGAGUAACAAAGUGUGGAUUGAUUGAUGUAGGACACCCUCCUUGCAUGAACUGGUCAAUUCUAGACACUGUUAUAUUCAGCAUGGACAGGCAUUUGCACUGUGCAUGGAGGACGUCUAACAUAGAGAUCAGCACUCCGUUUGGGAAUGAAGACAUUUUGUGGUGGGAGAAGCUUUGCCUUGUGAACAAGCUCUGCUUUAUUUACACAGCCUGUUUUGUAUGUCAUGUUUUUUGCCUUAGGGUCAUUUCAUUUGCCCUGAUGUGUAAUGCCAAUGCAUCACUUAUCGGGAACUGGCACUGAAAAUGUUACUUAAUAAUCACCCAGAGUAACACAAUCACACAAUGUUAAAAGAAAUGACAAAAAUCAAUUUGUUAGGAGUAUGGUUUCCUUUGACUACUGGAAUAUAUUAAGGAAAUAUAUAAUGAAUGUAUAGUAGAC
Molecule: messenger RNA, 3667 nt
Organism: Morone saxatilis (striped sea-bass)
Lineage: Eukaryota; Metazoa; Chordata; Actinopteri; Moronidae
Gene: abraxas2
Product: abraxas 2, BRISC complex subunit
Exons: 9
Coding region: 44-1390 (448 amino acids)
Biological process (GO): protein K63-linked deubiquitination; attachment of spindle microtubules to kinetochore; mitotic spindle assembly
Cellular component (GO): nucleus
Molecular function (GO): polyubiquitin modification-dependent protein binding; microtubule binding
Source: RefSeq, a predicted model, not a curated record